This is a messenger RNA of Phragmites australis (common reed), 728 nucleotides long. RefSeq names its product large ribosomal subunit protein uL29c-like. Gene Ontology annotation, molecular function: structural constituent of ribosome. The record is from RefSeq and is a predicted model, not a curated record. Lineage: Eukaryota; Viridiplantae; Streptophyta; Magnoliopsida; Poales; Poaceae. The transcript is spliced from 2 exons. Gene Ontology annotation, cellular component: chloroplast; ribosome. The coding region runs from base 84 to 578 and encodes 164 amino acids. Gene Ontology annotation, biological process: translation.
UCAAAAAAAAAGAUAAACCACACCAUCAUCGAGCGGUCGAGCCCAAACUACGAUAGCGCAAACGCGAGCGCAGCGGAAGAACAAUGGCGACGAUGUCACUCGCCGCGGCAUCACCCCUCGCCUCCACUCCCGGAGGCGUCGCCGCCCCCGCGCCUCGCACGGCCUUCCUCGGCCUCCGCGCAGGUGGCGCGCCGGCGACGCGGUUCUUCCCUGCACUGGCGGCGGCGCCGCAGCCGGCGGCUGGAAGGGGCGCCGCGGCCGCGGUGGUGCAGAUGGCGAAGAGGGAGCAGGAGCUGGAGGAGAUCCGGGAUAUGUCUACGGAGCGGCUGGAGGAGGAGGUGGUGGACCUCAAGGGGGAGCUCUUCCUGCUUCGCCUCAAGCGCUCCGCGCGCCAGGAGUUUAAGAACAGCGAGUUCGGCCGCAUGCGCAAGAGGAUUGCUCGUAUGCUGACUGUGAAAAGAGAGCGGGAAAUUGAACAAGGAAUCAACAAGAGAUUGUCUAGGAAGCUUGACAGGAAAUGGAAGCAGAGCAUUGUGGUUAGACCACCUCCAUCUCUAAGGGAGAACAAGGAAGAGUAGAAAGCAAAAGAGGGGAACCCACAAAAGUAGUUUCAUGCGAGUGUUGCAGGAAGGUUUCUUUCUGCCUGUAAUUUCAACCCUUCAUUUUGUUUUGUGUCCCAGAUGAACAUUUUGCUACACAUUUUUAUAAAACCUGAAGUUCAGUCAUUA